AUGUCGCAGGACAAGGGAUACUACGCUUCUCAACCCCCUCAAUACCCUCAACAGGCCGUCUAUGGACAGCCUGCCUACGGUCAGCCUGGCUAUCCUCCCCAGCCCUAUGGUGCUCCUCAGCCCUACGGUGCCCCCCAGCCCGCCUACGGCCAGCAGCCCUACCCAGCCUCCCCCGGCGGAUACUACCAACCCGCACCACAGCCCCAGGUCAUCAUCCAGCAAACGGCACCCCCACCACAAAACAACAAGAGCGACGACUUGUGCUUUGGAUGCGUGCUUUUGAAAAUCUCGGGAAUGAACUCCUCUGCUCGCCACUUGACUACCGCCAAACGCGGCACGACCAGCAACUGGUGCUCUUGGUGCCUGCUUGUGCUGCUGUCUAGAGAACCGAUAUCUAACAAGUUUUUCAAUUAA
Molecule: messenger RNA, 414 nt
Organism: Gamsiella multidivaricata
Lineage: Eukaryota; Fungi; Mortierellomycota; Mortierellomycetes; Mortierellales; Mortierellaceae
Exons: 5
Coding region: 1-414 (137 amino acids)
Source: RefSeq, a predicted model, not a curated record